AUGGAGUUUACGCUGCUUUGUAACCUCGGAGGUCCUCACAAUGCCAGCGUUUCUUUGCGGCUCCGUCUGUUGCAUGUGUGGCCGGCGAAGUCCCCGGGGGACAUUAGAAUCUACAAUUACUGCACUAUUUGGGUCGACGAAACAAUUGAGGUGGAGUGUUUUGCGCAGGGUAUGCUGAUACAAGGCGUCUCACCGACUUCGAUGGCUACCGGGAUUCGCCGUAAUCUCUCAGUUGACAAGAUAUACGUCAUAAAGACUUUUGCCCUGAGCAAUCCGCCAAAUCAGUAUCGGGCCUGUUCUUUUGAUUUGGCUCUAGGUCUUUCGCCUUCGGCUUCUUUUCAGCCCUGUGUUUUGCCUGCUGAAAGUUUCCCACUUGAUGCUUACGAGUUUGUGGCUUUCUCUCAGUUGAGUUUGCAUGCCGGUAACCAUCGUUAUUUGACAGAUGUCGUUGGCCGACUCAGUUCGAUCAGCGGGAUAUCGCACAAGAUCACAAAUAACGGUCCUACAGUCAAGCAGACGGUCAUAGUUGAGGAUGAAAGCGGAUCGAAAGUUUCGAUUACGCUCUGGGAUGAGUUUUCUGCGGUGUUGGAUCACGUUGCUUUGACUCAGGCUGACUCUAUUGAAGCUCUGAUUUUGGCAUUUGGCGGCUUGUUGGUCAAUAAGCUGGGAGAUGAUUAUGUUCUGUCGAGUUCUGCCGCUACUCGCAUAUCAGUCAAUCCUCCUGUACCGAAGGCUUAUUUUCUUGCGUCUAGGUUUGCUGAGAAACACGAGGUUGUUGAAUCCUUGCCGGUUGAGUUUGCUACUGCCGCUGAUGCUACAGUUGAUGCCGAUCGUCGAACCAGGACUUUGAGUCAGUUGCUGGCGUUAUCCAGAACAAAUGCCUCAGUGGAAGAGAAGUAUCGCUGUGGUGGAGUGAUUGUUGAUGUUGAGUCAAGCACACCUUGGUAUUAUAUUUCAUGCAAGUUAUGUUCGAGGGCUGUUUCGAAGCGUCGUGAUGAUACAUUUUGGUGUCCAAAGGAUUGGCAGUUGGAUGAGGAACAAACUCGCGUCAACUACAAGCUCCAGCUUACACUGAGGGAUGACUCCUGUGAGGCGCGUUUUAUACUGAUGGUGGGGGGGGGGGGGGGUGCGCUUACGCUGGUGAACGUUUCUGCCACACAUUUGGCCCAAAGGUUCCCCCAUCGUCCUGGUCAGCUUCCCCCACAACUGCAUCAGUUACGAGGGCAGUAUAUCAAGUUUGAUUGUAGGUUGCCGUUGCCGGGCCCAACCGGUUUCUCCUCGGGAGAAUUCCGUGUGACUCAGGUUGUUCCUCUUGAUGAUCCUACUGUGGUGGGUGAUCUUCUUGAGUUUUCUUCUGCCCCUCCGUUGGCUGCUCCUAUGAUGCGUGCAUCGAGUGUCGAGGGUGGCCCUCUAGUUCAUCGAGGACCUCGAAGGGAAAGGAGAAGAUUUCCCAGUUAUGAGGCCAGGGAUUUCCGAAACCCUAUUUAUACAAAUGUCAGAAAUGAAGACAUCGAUACUGAGUCACGGGUUCUUGGAGCUUCUCAGGUUUCAGCGAUGGGUGUACAGUUGGGCUCUAUUCGAGCUGUUGCACCUGCUGCGAUGUCCUCUGUUGUUCAUUCUUAUGUACCGUCUGUCCAAUCUGCUACUUUAAUGAUCCCCAGACGAUCAGCAAGAAUCGAAGAGUCUAUGAGCCCCGAGGAUGUUGGUCGCGGCUCAUCUAUGCCAGCUGCAAAAGUUUUAAAGCCAUCCCCAGAGUCAUCUCCUGGGAUGACUUUAGGUUCAACCGUCGUGUCAGCAUCGGCAUCGCCGUUGAUUUCUCCACUGUCCAAGAUCAAGGUGGAGAAAUUGGAUGCUGCCGAAGGUGCUCAGGCGCAACAUGGUGGUUCCUCACAGGCAGGUGUUGAUAUGGAAAGAGAUGCUUCGAUGGAUAGUCAGAAAAAAACGUCGGCAAAGCGUGGUUUGCUCAAGAAGUGA
This is a messenger RNA of Linum trigynum, 1974 nucleotides long. Lineage: Eukaryota; Viridiplantae; Streptophyta; Magnoliopsida; Malpighiales; Linaceae. The record is from the annotation of a GenBank genome assembly.